Euleptes europaea (tarantolino) is the source of this 837-nucleotide messenger RNA. Its product is annotated as taste receptor type 2 member 39-like. Gene Ontology annotation, cellular component: membrane. The record is from RefSeq and is a predicted model, not a curated record. Bases 1 to 837 code for a protein of 278 amino acids. Gene Ontology annotation, molecular function: bitter taste receptor activity; G protein-coupled receptor activity. The transcript has a single exon. NCBI's taxonomy places the organism in Eukaryota, Metazoa, Chordata, Lepidosauria, Squamata, Sphaerodactylidae. Gene Ontology annotation, biological process: detection of chemical stimulus involved in sensory perception of bitter taste; G protein-coupled receptor signaling pathway; sensory perception of taste.
AUGGCAAUUUUCUUAAUCCUGACAAUCAGUUUUAUGCUGGUGGUUAUUGAAACCAUCAUUGGAAUAGUAGCAAAUGGAUUUAUUGUCUUCAUGAAUUACAUCAACUGGUUGAAAAACAGGAAACUACCCUCAGCUGACCUGAUCCUGACCUGCCUUGGCUUGUCCAGACUUGCAUUUCAGGCGGUAGUGAUUGUGGAUCAAACUAUGUAUUUCUUUUCUUUGGGCACUCAUAUUUGGAAUUACCUAUAUCUGAUGAUGCCCAUCACAUGGACAUUUAUGAACACCGCCAAUGUUUGGUUUGCCACCUGGCUCAGUGUUUUCUACUUUGCAAAGAUCGCCAUCUUCUCCCACCCCAUUUUCCUCCAAGUGAAGCAAAGAAUCUCUGGACUGGUGCCGUGGUUGCUUCUGGCCUCCGUUGUUCUCUCUGUUACUAUGACUAUUACUAUAGUCACGAGCUUAAGCAGUGAUUUGUCCAUGUGCAAUUUCUACUCAUCACGUUUGAGCACCAAUGGUUCAGAAAUUAAAAUUGCUGACUCCUGUAGGUACUUUGAGAUUCUAGUGACCGCCCCAAAUGUUAUUCCCAUUCUAAUAUUUUUGUCAUCAGCCAUUUUGUUAAUAACCUCUCUGAGGAAGCACACAAGACGUUUACAACUCAAUGGAAUCGGAGUAAGGGAUCUCAACACCCAGGCUCACUUGACCGCCAUUAAAGCUCUGGCUUCCUUCUCUGUUCUGUACCUGUCCAGUUUUCUAGCAUUCAUUGCACGGGCAAUACUGAUCUUGAAUAAUGUGGAUCGCCCUUGGUCAGUGAUGCUGAUUAGUAAUAUUAUUGCUGCUUAA